GGAAUCACCCUAAAAUAAUUCCGACCUCCCUCCUUGACUGAAGGUUCAUUGCGGUGACUCUUUGACGUUAGCUGUCUACUACUGUGUAGUAAAACGUUUCAGUUGCGAUGUCUGGUCGUGUUCUCGUUGGCGUUAAGCGUGUCAUUGACUACGCAGUUAAGAUUCGUGUGAAGCCGGACAACACUGGCGUGGUGACAGAUGGCGUUAAGCACUCAAUGAACCCUUUCUGUGAGAUUGCUGUGGAGGAGGCAGUCAAGCUGAAGGAGAAGAAGCUUAUUAAGGAGGUUGUGGCUGUUAGCUGCGGGCCACAGCAAGCACAGGAGACCAUCCGUACUGCUCUUGCCAUGGGAGCAGAUCGUGGCAUUCAUGUGGAAGUGAGUGGGAAAGAUUAUGACAACCUGGGACCUCUGCAGGUCUCCAAAAUCAUGGCUGCUUUGGCCAAGAAGGAGGAUGCUCAACUCAUCAUCCUUGGCAAACAGGCCAUCGAUGAUGACUGCAAUCAGACAGGCCAGAUGACAGCAGCCUUACUGGACUGGCCUCAGGGUACGUUUGCAUCAGAGGUGUCACUGGAAGGAGACAAGGUUAAAGUGGUGAGAGAAAUUGAUGGUGGCCUGGAAACUAUUAAGAUCAAUGCACCUGCAGUGGUUACGGCAGACCUUAGACUCAACACUCCCAGAUAUGCCACCCUGCCUAAUAUCAUGAAAGCCAAGAAGAAGAAGAUAGCUAACAUGAAGCCUGCAGAUUUAGGGGUGGACCUCACAUCACGGUUGGAGGUGCUGAGAGUGGACGAGCCCCCACAGAGACAAGCUGGGAUGAAGGUGGAGACGGUGGAGGACCUGGUGGGCAAACUGAAGGAGGCAGGGAGGAUAUAGAGGUUUUAGGAACAUAAGCACAGGAGUGCAGACCUCAGCAGAAGGGACUAUGUGAUGAAUGACUGGACUGUAUUACAUAAGCACACCCAGAGGACUAGCUUAUGAGUCGGUCUAAUCCCUUUGUCUGAGACUGUGGCUCCUGAGGAUAUGCAGGGAGGUACUGACAAGACAGGAGGACUACUGAGAAACACCGUCCUGCAGCGAACCCAGACAUCCCCACAACGAUCAUCACGUCUUUUAUGUGCAUUUUAACUCAACAUGGGUGGUUCAGCUGGAUCACAGGCUACAGAUCUAACUUUUAUGCAGUAAUUUAAAUCCAGAAACCUCGCGUCACUCAUGUUGUUGUACGUUACCAACACACUACGAUGCAUUUCACCAACAGCAGCUUGGCUCAGCUGUUUAAUCUUGUAUAUCUCUGGUCAUACAUGUUAAGAGGUGCAGGUUUUGUAAAUGAUAUGUAAAUAUGGACCCAAACAUGCUGAUGAUUAUGUCCUUCAAGAUUUAUGUCAAGUCUGGUGUUAAUUUGUGUAAUUGUCAGUGGGUUUCAGGUCUGUCUAGAUGGUGUCUCUCAGUAUGGGUAAAGGAAGAUGAUCAACUAUGAAUUUUGCCAUAAGCGCCUCAGUUCUCUGUGGAUUGUACAGACCACUACCAUGACAAUAAAGCAACCAGUCUUUUUCAUAUCUAAA
This is a messenger RNA of Scatophagus argus, 1558 nucleotides long. It is a transcript of the gene etfb, whose product is annotated as electron transfer flavoprotein subunit beta. Bases 108 to 872 code for a protein of 254 amino acids. Gene Ontology annotation, cellular component: cytosol. The record is from RefSeq and is a predicted model, not a curated record. The transcript has 7 exons. NCBI's taxonomy places the organism in Eukaryota, Metazoa, Chordata, Actinopteri, Scatophagidae. Gene Ontology annotation, molecular function: electron transfer activity.